CUGCAUCCACCCUCAUCGUCGCCAUGUCCUACGCGUCCGUUGCUGCCCAGAACGCCCCGCCCCCUUCCCAGCAGCCUCGCCCCGACCCCGCGCUGCUCACCACAGAACCCCCCUCUGCAAACAAUAUCACAGACGACGCGGCCAAGGUCAACAUCGUUUCCUCCGACUUCCGCUCCAACCCCGCCACCGAAACCUCUGUCAACGCGCCUGCAGGGCAUGCGACAGGUACUCCUGUAUCCCAUAACGCGAGGGGCAAGGCCAAGCGGUAUCUCCACGAGGCAGAGAAAGAGGGCUUCUACGUCUGGGAAGUAGCGAAACAAUAUCUCCUACGCCCGGGUGUUGCAGGCGGUCUCCUUGGCCUCGUAAAUGUCGGCCUCAUCUCUGCCGCAGGGUACGCGUUCUACACUAAGCCAUACCUACGCCGUGAAAACCGCGCCCUCGCAUCCACGGCGGCUGCCGCAUUUGUCCUCCUCUCUGGAGAGUCCUACGCAGCUGAAAAGUACCGCCAGACUCCCAGAGGCCAGGCCGAGGAGCGCAAGGCAAAGGAGGAAGGUGCAGCCGUAUACCGCUGCGCCAAGGAACAUCUUCUGCGUCCUGGUGUCCUUGGUGGUCUUCUCGGCGUCCUGAACGCGGGUGUCCUUGGUACCGUUGGUUACUUCGCAUACAAGGAAUGGGAUCGUCCCCAAUGGGACAGGCGAAUUGUGUCCGCCAUCUCUGUUGGCCUGUUAACGUUGUGGUCUGGUGAAGGAUAUGUGGCAGAACGUGCAACCCGUCGCUAAGCGGGAUUAUUCUUGAAUUUGAAGGACGCUCACUUUAGUGCGCCCAUGACGUACUUAAUCUGGUCCGCGUAUUGUACUACCCACCUCCUUUGUGGAUCAUGCAUACAGUAUAUGUCUGUUCCCCCCUUCAAUACAUUGUUGUACUCUGGAUGGACGCAUACACGCUGUAAGCGGUGAAUGGUUAUUGGCUCCCAGAAGUGUU
Messenger RNA from Postia placenta MAD-698-R-SB12, 981 nucleotides. RefSeq lists its product as hypothetical. The transcript is spliced from 5 exons. The coding region runs from base 24 to 779 and encodes 251 amino acids. Lineage: Eukaryota; Fungi; Basidiomycota; Agaricomycetes; Polyporales; Adustoporiaceae. The record is from RefSeq and is a predicted model, not a curated record.